Molecule: messenger RNA, 9346 nt
Organism: Caenorhabditis angaria
Lineage: Eukaryota; Metazoa; Nematoda; Chromadorea; Rhabditida; Rhabditidae
Source: the annotation of a GenBank genome assembly
AUGCGCCAAAUAUUGUUGCUUGCGGUUUUUUGGUCUAUUACAUAUAUUGGAUUAGGUGAGUAUUUUAUUCUGAAAUUUGUCGUUUUGAAAAACUAAUAUAUUUUGUAUUUUUGAUUCCAUCAAGAAAUUGUGCCACUAAAACAAAAAACUACAGUAACCUGCAAAAUAUUUAUUUACUUUUAUUUUUUGUGUAAACUUUUUAGCCUCGAAUAAUCUCUCUUACAAACUUUUGAAUCUAUCGAAUUUCUGAAAAAAAUCAACAAUAAUUUUGUGUCAAGCCUAGUUUCUUUCCGGAAAUUAACAUUUUGCACGUCUUUUCGGCGCGCUAUCGUUUUCUCAUUCUUUUUCUUCUUAUUAUUUUUCUUCUAUAAAUAAACACAACAGUAGCCAUUUUUCUCACUCAUUCCAAGCCAAAAACAAAUAUUUAUAUUAUGUUAGCCCCCACCCGAAUCAGCAAAUUGUUUCAGGUAUCCAUCAAAAUGAAGAAUUUCAAAAAUAUGAUGGAUGGUACAAUAAUCUAGCAAAUAUUAAAUGGGGAUCUGCAGGUAAUUUUUUGACAAAUAUAAUAAUUUCUUAAAGCGAAAUUAACUGUGGUUCAUUUUUAGGAAGUAGAUUACAUCGAGAUGCACCUUCAAAUUAUCAAGAUGGAGUUUAUGCUGUAAAUAAUUCAUUGCCAUCUGCGAGAGCAUUAUCAAAUCUUUUAUUCAAAGGAGAAUCUGGUAUUCCGAAUACAAGAAAUGUGACAACAUUAUUGGCAUUUUUCAGUUAGUAAUUCUUUUUUUAUUUUUGAUUUUCAAAUCCAAUUUUCAGGUCAAGUUGUUGCUUAUGAAAUAAUGAAAUCAAAUGGUGUAUCAUGUCCACUUGAAACUCUUCGAAUUCCAGUUCCAAAAUAUGAUGAAGUUUUUGAUAAAAAAGGCGAAGAUAAUACUGAAAUUCCAUUUAUUCGUGCAAAAUAUGAUAAAUCGACUGGAAAUGGAUUGAAUUCGCCACGUGAACAAAUCAACGAAGUAACAUCUUGGCUUGAUGGAUCAUUUAUUUAUGGAACAUCUGAACCAUGGGUUGCAUCAUUGAGAUCUUUUAAAAAUGGAAGAUUGCUGGAAGGUGUACCUGGAUAUCCACCAUUGAAUAAUCCACAUAUUCCAUUAAAUAAUCCAGCACCGCCACAAAUUCAUCGAUUGAUGAGUCCAGAUAGAUUAUUCAGUUAGUUUCAUUUCUUGCAAUUUUUUGAGUUUUAUAUUGAUAGAGGUUUUUUCUUCGAAAUACUCAAACUUUUGUGUUUUUUUUUGGACAUCGCAUUUUAAUAAUUCUAUUUUAAUUCCAAGUACUUCCAAUUUGAAAAAUUCUAAGAGUUCAGAAAAAUUGAUUUGUAAUACACCCAAUUUUUCAGUGCUUGGCGAUUCGCGUGUGAAUGAAAAUCCAGGAUUAUUAUCAUUCGGUUUGAUUCUUUUCCGUUGGCAUAAUUUCUUGGCUGAUCGAAUCAAUAUCGAUCAUCCAGAUUGGACUGAUGAACAAACAUUCCAAGCUGCUCGUCGAUUUGUAAUUGCAUCUCUUCAAAAAAUAAUUGCCUAUGAUUUUGUGCCAGCUCUUCUUGGUGGAAUUGAACUUGAUCCAUAUACAAAAUAUAUGCCACAUGUUCCACCAGGUAUUUCACAUGCAUUUUCUGCUGCCGCUUUCCGUUUUCCUCAUUCAAUUGUUCCUCCGGCAAUGUUAUUGAGAAAACGUGGAAAGAAAUGCGAAUUUCGAACAGAAGUUGGUGGAUAUCCAGCACUUCGAUUAUGUCAAAAUUGGUGGAAUGCACAAGAUAUUGUUCGAGAAUAUAGUGUUGAUGAAAUUGUACUUGGAAUGGCAUCACAAAUUGCUGAAAGAGAUGAUAAUAUUGUUGUUGAAGAUUUGAGAGAUUAUAUAUUUGGACCAAUGCAUUUUUCUCGUCUUGAUGUUGUUGCUUCUUCAAUUAUGAGAGGAAGAGAUAAUGGUUUACCACCAUAUAAUGUUCUUCGAAGAGUUUUUAGUCUUGAACCAAAAACAUGGCAAACUAUUAAUGUUGAAUUCUAUAAAAAUCAUCGCGAAAAAAUUGAAGCAUUAAAAGAAUUAUAUUCUGGAAAUAUUGAUGCAUUAGAUUCGUAUGUUGGUGGAAUGCUUGAAGGCGGUGAAAAUGGACCCGGUGAACUUUUUAUUGCUAUUAUUAAAGAUCAAUUCCAAAGAAUUCGAGAUGGUGAUAGAUUUUGGUUUGAAAAUCGAUUGAAUGGACUUUUUAAUGAUCAAGAAAUUGAGAAUAUCAGAAAAUGGACAUUGCGAGAUAUUAUUAAAGCGACUACAGAUAUCGAUGAAACUAUGUUACAAAAAGAUGUGAGUUUGAGAAAAUCAAAAAAAUAUUGAUUAGAAAUCAUAAUUUAGGUAUUCUUCUUCAAAGAAGGUGAUCCAUGUCCACAACCAUUCCAAGUUAAUACUACAAAUCUAGAACCGUGUGUUCCAUUUAUGCGAUCAACUUAUUGGACAGAUAAUGAUACAACUUAUGUUUUCACAUUGAUUGGAUUGAUUUGCAUUCCGAUAAGUAAGACAUUUUUAUAACUUUCAAGUUCCAAAAAUUAAUUGUUUUUAAAUUUUCAGUUUGUUUUGGAAUUGGACGGUUUUUGGUGAAUCGACGUGUUAGUAUUGGACAUCAUCAAGCCUGUGAUAGUUUGAAUACUCUUUUCCCAUCUGAAACUUGUUCAAAAGCAGAAGUUUAUGGUGUAAAUGCAUUAGAAUGGAUUCAAGAAGAAUAUAUUCGACAAGUUCGAGUUGAAAUCGAAAAUUCGACAAUGACAUUAUUAAAACCAAGAGGAAGAGGAGUUCUUCGAAAAUUGAGAUUUGAAGAAGGACAAAAAAUUGAGAUAAUUCAUUCAAUUCCACAAUCAAGCAAAGUUCACGGACCAUUUGUUCUUAUUUCUCAAAAAAGAAAUAAUCAUAUUGUAUUCAGAUUACCAUCAGAUUAUGAUUUAUCACAAUUUUUGGAAAAUAUUACUGUAGCUGUAAGAAGUGUGAAUGCACAACUCGAAGCAAGAUCUGAAGAAAAUUAUGUCAUUUUGGAACAUGCAGUUACAAAAGAAAAAAGACAAGAUGAAUUGGAUCAUUUCUUCAGAGAAGCUUAUGCAAGAGCAUUUGAUAAGAAUGAUUUAUCAGAUGGAACAUUUACAAUAAAUGAAGAUGAUGAAAUGUAUAAUGAAACAAUUACAAGAGAAGAAUUAGCAUCUGCAAUGGGAAUGAGAGAAAAUGAUGUAUUUGUGAAAAGAUUAUUUGCAAUGACUGCCAAACAAAAUGAUGAUUCAAUUAGUUUCCAAGAAUUCUUUCAAUCUCUCAAAUCUUUUACAAAAGGAACACAACAUGACAAAUUCCGACAAAUAUUUGAUAUGUGUGAUACAGAAGGAACUGGAAAAGUACUUCGAAAAGAUUUUGCUGAUUUGAUUCGAUCAUUGAAUAAAAAAGCUGGAAUUGCAAUCGAUCAAACGAAAGAAGAUAACUUAAUUAGAUCAGUUAUAUUCAAUGCAGGAGUCAAACAAAAAUCAGAAUAUUUGACUGAAAGAGAUUUCGAAUUAAUUUUUGGAAAAUUCAGUGAUGAUCGACCAGUUGGAUUCCCAGUUAAUAGAAAUCAACCAACUUCUGACAGAGCUUCAUUGAAUUCAUUUGCUGUUGUUGAAAAAUCAACAAUAGAUAUAAGUGCUCCACAAACAUAUUGGAGAAAUUUGACUGCGUUUUUAGAAACUUAUCGACAACAUGUUUUCAUUUUAUUCGUAUUUUAUGCAGCAAAUAUUAUCCUUUUUCUCGAAAGAUUUUGGCGUAAGUUAUAUUUUUGAAAAUUUUGAAUGAUAUAUAAAUGAAUAAAUUUUAGAUUACCGUUACAUGACUGAACAUCGUGAUUUACGUCGUGUGAUGGGUGCUGGAAUUGCAAUAACUCGUGGUGCAGCUGGUUCACUUUCAUUUUGUAUGGCAUUAGUUCUUCUAACUGUUUGCCGUAAUCUCAUCACAAUUCUUCGCGAAACAGUUAUUUCUCAAUUUAUUCCAUUCGAUUCAGCAAUUGGUUUUCACAAAAUAAUUGCAUUGACAGCUGCAUUUUGGGCGACAGUUCAUACUGUUGGACAUUGUGUCAAUUUUUAUCACGUUGGAACACAAAGUCAAGAAGGAUUAACUUGUUUGUUCCAAGAAGCUGUGUUUGGGUAAUUAUUUUAUCAAUUAAAAUAGUUCCAAACAAAAAUAAUAUAUUUGCAGAUCAAACUUCUUACCAUCAAUUAGUUAUUGGUUCUUUAGUACAAUUACCGGUUUAACAGGUUUGGCUCUAGUCUCUGUUAUGUGUAUUAUUUAUGUAUUCGCAUUGCCGUGUUUUAUUCGAAGAGCUUAUCAUGCAUUCCGUUUGACACAUUUAUUGAAUAUCGCAUUUUAUGCGUUGACUAUUUUACACGGUCUUCCAAAAUUACUAGAUGUAAGUCUAUCAUUUUCAAAAAUUAAUGAUAAUUUUUUGAUUUUCAGAGUCCUAAAUUUGGUUAUUAUAUUCUUGGUCCUGUUAUUCUUUUUGUUUUCGAUCGAAUUAUUGGUUUGAUGUCUUAUUACAAAAAACUGGAUAUUGUGAAUGCUGAAAUUCUUCCAUCUGAUAUUAUUUUUAUCGAAUUUAGAAGACCAAGAUCAUUCAUAUAUAAAUCAGGACAAUGGGUUACUGUAUCAUCACCUGCAAUUUCUUGUUCAGGAAAUGAAUCUCACGCAUUUUCAAUUGCUUCUUCACCACAAGAUUCAACUGUCAAAUUAUAUAUCAAAGCAGUUGGACCGUGGACAUGGAAAUUGAGAAGUGAAAUUAUUCGUGCUCAAACUUAUAAUUCACCGUAUCCACUUAUUCAUUUAAAAGGACCUUAUGGAGAUGGAAAUCAGGAAUGGAUGAAUUUCAAAGUAGCUGUUAUGGUUGGUGGUGGAAUUGGUGUUACACCAUAUGCUUCAACAUUAAAUGAUCUUGUUCAAUUAACAUCUCAAGAUUCAUUUAAUCGAGUUCGAUGCGAAAAAGUUUACUUUUUAUGGGUUUGUCCGAGUCACAAAAAUUAUGAAUGGUUCGUUGAUGUUUUGAAAGAAGUUGAGAAACAAGAUCGCAAAGGAAUUAUUGAGACACAUAUUUUUGUCACUCAAGUUUUCAAUAAAUUUGACUUGAGAACUACUAUGCUCGUAAGUCAAAUUUAUUUUUUGAAAAACUCAAUGAAAUUUGAUCAAAAAUUAAUUGCAGUAUAUUUGUGAGCAACAUUUUCGUGGAACAAAUUCUGGUGUUUCAAUGUUUACUGGUCUUCACGCACAAAAUCAUUUUGGUCGACCAGAUUUCAAAUCAAUUUUCCGAUGGAUUGCAAAUCGACAUGAAGAUCAAGAAGAGAUCGGAGUUUUCAGUUGUGGUCCAAAUCAACUUAAUGAGAAAAUAUCUGAAGGUUGUUCAGAAGCAAAUCGAAAUCGUGAAGGACCCUCAUUUUCACAUCGUUUUGAAACUUUUUAAUUUUUCAUUACCCUCGAUGUUUUUCUUUGUGCCAGCUUUAUAUUUUUAUUGUUUCAUCCAAAUGUGAUUUAUAUUAUUAUUAUUUCUAUACAUUUUUAUGGGUAUUUUCUUCUUUUUUUUCUGAAAAAUAAAGCAUUUUUUUAUUUUAUAGUACACUCUUAAUUAAAUUGAGUUUGAGUUGAUUUGGUGUUGUCAAGGAGACCAAAAAAUAUAACAACUAGUUUUUUUCGAGUAAUAUUUUAUUCCAUUUUAUGUUAUUUUUCGCAAAGGCGGCACUUAAUGAGCACAGUUAUUUUAUCAAAUUCAGACGCAACUAAUUUAGAUCUUGUUAUUUCUGAAAAUGCAGUCAAUCUACAGUAUGAUAUGUUAUGUGAAUUUGAUCAUUUACGUUCAAAAUUCGAUGAAUAUGAAGUUGGAAAAGUUCGAAAUCUUGGAUUGAAUUUACAAAAUCGACAAAAUAUAAUUAAACUUCUAGAUGGUGAUGAAAUGGUAAAUAAAAUCGAAUUUUAUGACAAAAUCAUUUUCCCACACAUUCAACCCAUUCUAAGCUUUUUCAUAUACAAAUUUAUAUAUUUCAGGAAGUAAAAAAAUCAACUUUAACCAAUAAAACAAGUGGAAUUUAUCAAUUUUUUCGUUGGUUAAUAUCAGAUAUUCUAAUUGAGGGAGCAUUUAUUGAUUUUCUUCUAACAACUCCUAUUGAAGAACCAGCUCAAUUAUGUCUAGCUGUUCAAAGUAUAAGCAAGAAAAAGGUUGGAUCAAAAAAUCAUUGUUAGAAAUAUUAAAUUAAUUUUCAGGUUUCUGUUCGACUUGUCAGCCGAUUUUUAUCACCAGAUUUAGCUCCUCAUAACAAGUAAGUUUGAAAAUAUAUAGGGAUUCCCUGGCAACCAUAAAAUUCUUAUUUUUCUUCGUUGUUAUUUUUUCUUUUAUUUUUUAUUCCAGAAGGAUUGUCGAAAUUUAUAUUGAUCAUGAUAGAAUGAUUCCGAAUAUGAAUGCAAGAGCAACAUCAGCACAUAAUCGAUAUGAAAGAAUAAGAACUGUUGGAAAAGGUUUGUUAAAUUCAUUAGAGACGAAUAUUGUUUGAAAAUAAAGUUCCAAAGUAGUUUAAACGUUUCAAUCCCGUUUCAAGUUUCCUGAUAUUUUCAAAUGUUUCUUGAAAGACAAAUAUGUUUUUCUGAAUUCUCUUAAAAAUUCUGAAAUAAUUCCAACUAAUUAUUUUUCAGGUGCAUUCGGUUCAGCUGUACUUUAUCGACGCCGUGAAGAUAGUUCUUUAGUUAUAAUCAAAGAAAUCAACAUGUAUGAAUUGGAUAGCUCCCAAAGACGUUUAGCGCUAAACGAGGUAAGUUUUGAUCAAAAUAACAACAAGAGCAAUAAAACAAUUAUGUGUCUCGCUAAGGUUUCUCUGCUUUCUCGAAUCGAGCACCCAAAUAUAAUUGCAUAUUAUGAUUCUUUUGAAGAAGAAGGUGUUUUGAUGAUCGAAAUGGAAUAUGCUGAUGGAGGAACAUUGGCACAAUUAUUGGCUCGAACACAAAAUAUUUUGGAAGAGGAAAAUAUUAAUGAUAUAAUGAUACAAAUGCUUUCAGCUGUCGCUUAUUUACAUGAUAAUAGUGUAUUGCAUCGAGAUUUGAAAACAGCUAAUGUUUUUCUGACAAAAGAUGCUUUUGUAAAGAUUGGAGAUUUUGGAAUAUCAAAAAUAAUGGGAACAGAAACAAUGGCUCAAGGAGCAAAAACAGUUGUUGGAACACCUUAUUAUAUAAGCCCAGAAAUGUGUUCAGGAAUGACAUAUAAUGAAAAAAGUGAUAUGUGGGCAUUGGGUUGUAUUCUUUAUGAAAUGUGUUGUUUGAAAAAAGCAUUUGAAGGAGAUAAUUUGCCAGCUUUGGUUAAUAAUAUUAUGACAUGUUCUUAUACACCAGUAAAAGCACCGUAUUCUACAGAAAUAAAAAUGGUUAUAAGAGAAUUACUUCAAUUAGAUCCAAAUAAUCGACCAAAUGCAGCACAAGCUUUGAAAAUGUUAAGACCAUCUGAUGCUCGCAAUCGACAUACUUCAGGAUCAAUGAGAAGUUCUGUAUCAUGGUCAACUGUUUAUGAAUUACAUACUUCAACAAUUUCAUUGAGUUCGGUUUCAAGACUUCCAUCAAGAAUAAGUAUCAAACAGGUAAAAUCAGAAAAAUGUUUGAAAAAAAGUGAAAGACUUGUUGCAGGUAUCAGUUAGUGAAACACAUGUUAUGGUAUUAACAAAUGAAAAUGAAGUAUUUGGAUGGGGAGAUAAUUCACAUGGACAACUUGGUUUUGAAGAUCGACAUAGAUUGGAUACACCUCGAUUAAUUGAUAAUUUAAAAGAACGAGAUAUUGAAAGUGUUCAUUGUGGUUCAAAAUUCAGUGUAAUUCGAUGUGAUAGAGGAACUAUUUUGACAAUGGGAAAUGGAAAAUAUCUUGGAUUGGGUAGAGAUGCAAUUGAUGCAACAAAACCUGUAUUAGUCGAACAUUUAUUACGAGAAAAUGUUCGAGAAAUAAUAUGUGGUUAUGAACAUGUUAUUGCUGUUUUGGAAAGUGGAGAUUGUUAUGGUUGGGGAAAUAAUCAAUAUGGACAAUUAGGAUUGGGCCCAAGAAAUGAUCAUGUAUUUAAUCCAACAAAAUUGACAAUUAACAAGAAAAUAGCGACUGGAAAAGCUUGUAAGGAUGCAACUAUUUUAAUAACUGAAGAUGGAACACUUUUUGCAAUGGGAAGUAACAAACAUAACAAACUGAACUUAGCCCAAAGACUUGGUUUCUUUGCGAAAGAAAGAAAAGAUAAUGGAGAAUAUGUGAGUAAACCAACAAUGUUACAAGGAUUUCCUGAAAGAGUUAUUGAUUUUUCUCUUGGUAAUUAUCACGCGGGUGUUAUUUUGGAAUCUGGUCAAGUCAUGUUAUUUGGAAGAAAUGAAAAUGCUGAAUUAGGUCAUGGACAUAAUCAAAAAAUGGCUGUAAGAUGUGUGAAACCAGUUAAAUCAUUAUUACAUCAUGCGUGUACGGUAAGGCAUAUUUUUCAUUAUUUCGAGGUACUGAAGAUGUAAACUUCGUUCUUUUUUUAGAAAGUAAUAUGUGGAGAUGGGUUCACACUGGUUACAACAACUGAACAAGAACUUUAUUUUUGGGGUCGAAAAGAUAGCAAAGAUUGUUGUAUGUUUGAAGAAAAUCUUGAAGAAACAAUGACAAAUCGAUUGGUAAAACGAACACAUAGCGAAAGUUUUGAUCCAAAUGUAGUUACACUUCCAUCUUUAAUUCUUCGAUUACAAGACGAAAGAGGAGAAAAAGGAAUACGAUUGAAUGGAAUUUCAGCUGCUGGUAAAAUUGUAUUAGUUUCAGUUGAUUCAUUAGAAGGAAAACGAUUACCAUCAGCAUUAGUAGAAAGAACAAGAAGUGGAAGUAUGCCAUCAUCUUGUGAUGUUACAAGAACAUGGUUAAGAGAAGAAUUUGAUAAUGCAGAAGUAAUUCCGAUUGAUGAAUCAAAAAGAAGAGUUCGUUUUGAUAGUUCCUUUGCAAACAACGCGUAUGUUUUCUUUUUUUUUCUUUUCUUUCCAAUACGGAAUAAUUCACUUUUUCAGCGAUCUCAGUAAACUGACAGAAAGUUCACUUCUACAAGAAAUAGAUACUCUCAAACUGAAAAUCGCUCAACAAGACAAUACAUUUGAAGGACAUCGAAUUCAGAUGUCAGACUUGGAAUCAAAAUUAGAAGAACUGAAAGCAAAGCAAGCGUUUUUGAGAAGUUCUGAACCACCUCCGGAAUAUCAACAAACUGUCAAACCUAAAGUCACAUACAACAAUUUCUUUGCCACAGAUAAACCAACAACAAGUACUGCAUGUUCCAUUUUGUAA